Molecule: messenger RNA, 6263 nt
Organism: Mus musculus (house mouse)
Lineage: Eukaryota; Metazoa; Chordata; Mammalia; Rodentia; Muridae
Gene: Adamts16
Product: ADAM metallopeptidase with thrombospondin type 1 motif 16
Exons: 23
Coding region: 3197-5209 (670 amino acids)
Biological process (GO): proteolysis; extracellular matrix organization; regulation of systemic arterial blood pressure
Molecular function (GO): metallopeptidase activity; metalloendopeptidase activity
Source: RefSeq, marked reviewed
ACUCCACCUCCCGGUGCCGAACGAAGCUGCAGUGAUAACUCUGAUGUGCAUGGUGGAAUCGCUGCCUGGAAACCCUGCGAUUUUGCCGGGUCGGUCCUUUGCACCCUAGCAUACUGCUAACACCGGGACUAUCCAGUGACCCAGUCUAGACUGCUGAGCUGAGUCCUGUGAGCCCUCGGGCACCGGGGCCAUGGAGUCCCGAGGUUGUGCUGCGCUCUGGGUGCUGCUGCUGGCGCAGGUCAGUGAGCAGCAGACACCUGCGUGCGCCCUGGGACUCGCAGCUGCAGCGUCUGGGAGCCCGGAAGACCCGCAGCCUCCCCCAUUCUCUGGGUCCAGCUGGCUGGAAACCGGUGAGUAUGACCUGGUGUCUGCCUAUGAAGUAGACCACAGGGGGGAUUAUGUAUCCCAUGACAUCAUGCACUACCAGCGGAGGCGUCGGAGAAGAGCUGUGACCCAGCCAGGAGGAGAUGCCCUGCACCUAAGGCUUAAGGGCCCUAGGCAUGACCUCCACCUCGACCUCAAAGCUGCCAGCAACUUGAUGGCUCCUGGAUUCAUGGUGCAAACUCUGGGGAAGGGAGGCACCAAGUCUGUACAGAUGUUUCCACCAGAAGAGAACUGCUUUUACCAAGGAUCCUUAAGGUCCCAGGGGAAUUCCUCAGUGGCCCUUUCUACCUGCCAAGGUUUGUUAGGCAUGAUAAGAACAAAAGACACUGAUUACUUCUUGAAGCCACUGCCUCCACACCUAACAAGCAAACUGAACAGAUCUGCACAGGGCGACUCCCCCUCCCAUGUUCUGUACAAGAGAUCUACAGAGCGCCAGGCUCCUAGAGAAAACGAAGUCCUGAUGAUCACCAGGAAGCGAGAUCUGGCAAGACCACACCUGCACCAUGACAACUUCCAUCUUGGCCCCUCACAAAAGCAGCAUUUCUGUGGAAGACGCAAGAAAUACAUGCCUCAGCCUCCCAACGAUGACCUCUACAUCUUGCCUGAUGAGUACAAGCCUAGUUCCCGACACAAGCGCUCGCUCUUGAAAUCCCACAGAAAUGAAGAGUUAAAUGUGGAGACACUGGUGGUGGUUGACAGAAAGAUGAUGCAAAGCCAUGGCCAUGAAAACAUUACGACUUAUGUCCUCACCAUUCUCAACAUGGUGUCUGCCUUAUUCAAGGAUGGAACAAUUGGGGGAAACAUCAACAUUGUCAUUGUGGGACUCAUUCUGCUGGAAGAUGAACAGCCAGGGCUGGCGAUUAGUCACCAUGCAGACCACACGUUAACCAGCUUCUGCCAGUGGCAAUCCGGAUUGAUGGGGAAAGAUGGAACUCGUCAUGACCACGCCAUCUUACUGACUGGUCUGGACAUAUGUUCCUGGAAGAAUGAGCCCUGUGACACAUUGGGGUUUGCACCCAUAAGCGGGAUGUGCAGUAAGUACCGCAGCUGCACAGUCAAUGAAGACUCAGGACUUGGACUGGCCUUCACCAUUGCCCAUGAGUCUGGACACAACUUUGGCAUGGUCCAUGAUGGAGAAGGGAAUAUGUGCAAGAAAUCUGAGGGCAACAUUAUGUCCCCAACACUGGCAGGACGCAAUGGUGUCUUCUCCUGGUCUUCCUGCAGCCGUCAGUACCUGCACAAGUUCUUAAGCACCGCCCAAGCGAUAUGUCUUGCUGAUCAGCCAAAGCCUGUGAAAGAGUAUAAGUACCCCGAGAAGCUGCCGGGACAGUUAUACGAUGCAAAUACCCAAUGCAAGUGGCAGUUUGGAGAGAAAGCCAAGCUCUGUAUGCUGGACUUCAGAAAGGCAAGUGGUUAGUUACUGCCACAUGCUCAGUACACUAUGAUUCAUAAAACCAUUUUGUUUAGUAUAACUGACAGUGAUGUAUUCCACAUUUACUGGGCACCUACCAAAUGUCAAGUCCUAUAGGCCGGGACUGGCCCAAUGUAACAGGAAACACAUGCUUUCCUGGCGGAGCAGAUGAUGGGAGAUACUUUUGUGGGUAUCAGCUUUCAUUUGGGAGCUCACUUGACUUGUUAGGUCAGAUCUUUCUCUCUGAUUUAUCACGUGGGAGCGAGUGCAGUAAUAACGUUUAGUUGGUUUAAGUUGGCAAAUUAAUACGCUGCAUUUUUCAGAUAAUAUUAAGAAAACAAUGGUCCCCACCCCCCAUUCCAACAUAACAGUCUACUGAAAGGCAGCAGUAUAUCAUGGUGCUUCUGACAAUUGAAUUUCCCAAGAAAAGUAUUUAUAGAGCAGUUCCUCACAAAGGUGAUGUCUCUGUAGCCCUCGGGAUGUCUCGUCAGUGAUUUCCCACAUAAAUCCUUCACAGAGCACAGAUACACACUCUGGCUAGACAGAGAGCGUCCAGAUUUAGGAAUUUACUCUACUUAAAACCACAAGGAAAACUACUCAUAAAUCAAUGAAAGUAACUAGUUUUGAGGUUCCUUUUACUCUAGUUUAUAAUGAAAUCAAUAGUAAAAUAGAAAAGGUAUACACAGUCUUCCAAAAACCCCUCAACGCUUCAGGAGUGAUAGUAAUGCCCCUGCCUCUCGUCUUCCCAGCACAAUCAUCUUCUGAACUCAGUCAGGGUUCUUCUAAAGGCCAGCUGCCCUUUUGUGGGAAAUAGCUAGGAUUUUUUCUAUGUUACUCUUACAUAUGUCAAGGAAAAGAAAACUUAUAAAACUAAAGCUAUUAUUUAAAGAUUAGACUUUUCAGACUGUACAUCUGGUCUCUAUAUUAUUUGUUUUGUGGCUUUGAACCCUGCCAUCACUGGCAUUUCAAUGCUAUUUAUAAAAUAUAAACAAUAUAGGGUAUCUGUUUAUUAUUGAUGAAAUGGUUUCAUGGAGUGAAAUGAAAUUAUUUUAAAUCCUAUUUAUUUUACAGACUAUGUAUUGCUAUUAUCAGUAUCCCAGACAAGGUGUUACUAGCUUAUACAAGCUACAGACAUCAGCUCUGGCCAUAUCUACUGUUCACCAAAUAACUCCUUUUUGUCUGGUGGUAUUCUUUAUGUUUUUAUCCCCCAUGUUGACAUCUUUUUCAGUAAUUCAAUAGAGGCAUAUAAAACCUCCAGUUAUGCUCCUUCAAAUUACCAUGUUUUCUUUUAGUUCUGUUUAUUUCUGCUAGCUCCUGUUUGGGUAACCAGAAACUCUGCAAUAGGACAUCUGUAAGGCCUUGUGGUGCCAUCGGAUUGGAAGGAAAUGUGAGACCAAGUUCAUGCCAGCAGCAGAGGGUACUCUGUGUGGGCAGGACAUGUGGUGUCGUGGAGGACAGUGUGUCAAGUACGGUGAUGAAGGCCCAAAGCCCACCCAUGGCCAUUGGUCAGAUUGGUCCCCCUGGUCCCCCUGCUCCAGGACCUGUGGGGGAGGAAUCUCUCACAGAGACCGUCUCUGUACCAAUCCCAGACCAUCUCAUGGAGGGAAGUUUUGCCAGGGCUCCACACGCACUCUGAAGCUUUGCAACAGUCAGAGAUGCCCUCUGGACAGUGUGGAUUUCCGUGCUGCCCAGUGUGCCGAGUAUAACAGCAAGCGCUUUCGAGGGUGGCUCUACAAGUGGAAGCCUUACACCCAGUUGGAAGAUCAGGACUUAUGCAAACUCUACUGUAUCGCAGAAGGAUUUGAUUUCUUCUUUUCUUUGUCAAAUAAAGUGAAAGAUGGGACUCCAUGCUCGGAGGAUAGCCGUAAUGUUUGUAUAGAUGGGAUGUGUGAGAGGGUUGGCUGUGACAAUGUCCUUGGAUCAGAUGCAACAGAGGACUCCUGUGGGGUCUGCAAGGGGAAUAACUCAGACUGUGUCACGCAUAGAGGGCUCUACAGUAAGCACCAUUCCACCAACCAGUACUACCACAUGGUAACCAUUCCUUCUGGAGCUCGGAGCAUUCACAUCUACGAAACAAACAUCUCUACCUCCUAUAUUUCUGUGCGCAAUUCUCUCAAGAGAUAUUACCUGAAUGGACACUGGAGUGUGGACUGGCCUGGGCGAUACAAGUUUUCGGGUGCCACCUUCAACUACAAACGGUCCUACAAGGAGCCUGAGAAUUUAACCUCCCCUGGACCAACCAAUGAAACUCUGAUUGUGGAGCUUUUGUUCCAAGGCAGGAACCCUGGUGUGGCCUGGGAAUUUUCAUUGCCAAGGUCAGGGGCUAAGAAGACUCCAGCUGCCCAGCCCAGCUACUCAUGGGCCAUCGUACGCUCUGAGUGCUCCGUCUCCUGUGGAGGGGGCAAGAUGAACUCAAAGGCGGGAUGCUACAGAGACCUGAAGGUUCCGGUGAAUGCAUCUUUCUGCAACCCCAAGACACGACCUGUCACAGGCCUUGUGCCCUGUAAGGUGUCACCUUGUCCUUCCAGCUGGUCUGUGGGAAACUGGAGCGUGUGCAGCCGGACAUGCGGUGGGGGCACCCAGAGCAGGCCCGUGCGGUGCACACGGAGGGCACACUACCGUGACGAGUCCAUCCCAGCCAGCCUGUGUCCACAGCCCGAGCCCCCCAUUCACCAAGCCUGUAACUCUCAGAGCUGCCCACCUGCUUGGAGCACUGGGCCCUGGGCAGAGUGCUCAAGGACCUGUGGGAAGGGGUGGAGGAAGAGGACAGUGGCCUGCAAAAGCACCAACCCCUCAGCUCGAGCCCAGCUGUUGCACGACACUGCCUGCACUUCAGAACCCAAGCCUCGGACCCACGAAAUCUGCCUGCUCAAGCGCUGCCACAAGCACAAGAAGCUACAGUGGCUGGUAUCUGCCUGGUCCCAGUGCUCUGUGACAUGCCAGGGGGGGACACAACAGAGAGUUCUCAGGUGUGCUGAGAAGUACAUCUCCGGAAAGUAUCGAGAGCUGGCCUCGAAGAAAUGCUUGCAUCUGCCAAAGCCUGACCUGGAGCUGGAACGCGCCUGCGGCCUGAUUCCCUGCCCCAAACACCCUCCGUUUGAUGCUUCAGGCUCCCCAAGAGGCAGCUGGUUUGCCUCACCCUGGUCUCAGUGCACAGCCAGCUGUGGGGGUGGUGUGCAGAGGAGGACUGUACAGUGCCUGCUUCGGGGACAGCCAGCCUCAGAUUGCUUCCUGCAUGAGAAACCUGAGACCUCCUCAGCGUGCAACACCCAUUUCUGCCCCAUUGCAGAGAAGAGAGGCACCUUCUGCAAAGACCUCUUCCACUGGUGCUACCUGGUACCUCAGCACGGCAUGUGUGGCCACAGGUUCUACAGCAAGCAGUGUUGCAAUACCUGCUCCAAAUCCAACCUGUGAGCUGGGACCAGUCCUGGAAACAAGAAGAUGUCCCCAUGGCAGAGAGAGAGGCCAGCCCUGAGAGCUGCAUGGUGUGCACUGGGAUGCAUCCAAAAAAGACAGGAGCUGGAAGAAGGACUGUGGGUCUUUUGACCUAGAGUGGAUCCAUGUGUUUCUGAGUGUGGGAACACAUAACUGCACCCUGUUGGGUGGGGAAGUGGGAUCCUGCGGGCUGGUCUCCUGCACGUGGAAGGGAGAGUCCGUGCUAUAGUGCACAGGAAGCAGCUUUCCCCCAUGUUUUCGUUCAAUGGAAUCAAGUUCUAAAGACAGCCAGAUCCAAGCUAGCAAAUGCUGGGUGCAUUUCUUAAAAGAAAAAGACCAAGAAAUCAGGAAAAUGUUCACAUAUCUGCCAUCCAAGACACCAGCCUUCCUCCUACUUUGGAGACCCCAUUUUCACUGUGAAAGGUUUACGAACCUUGAUAGGCAGGUAUGGGCUAAUUCUUUCCUGUCCCAGUGGCUCCUGGAACAGGUACCUGCAAGUUGGAUGGGGGCUAUGAUAUAGGGCUUUGCAUACUUGGAAAAACAACAUUCCUGCUAAGGUGCUUUCUGUACUUCUGGUCUCUGAGCUGGAGGGGCAACUUCAACAUUUUGUCUUCUUCCUCAGCUUUUUAUAGUGAGUUCCUGUCUCAACCCAUUUCUCAGUGUUCUGUUUUAAAUGAGGGAUUGGAAGCACUGGUUACAUUAAAAUCUAGGUGUCCCUGGAAAGUGAGGGUCCCCUGUAAUAGAAAUCAGUCAAGGGGCCAAUGUGCUGUUAGUGUUAAGGUCUAGACUGUGUUUUGUGUGUUGAGUGGUUUUUAAAUACAUCCCAUAAGUUUGAUUACUUCUGAGCUGAGAGCAAAGGUCAAUAGCCUAUAAAGGAAAGGGCCCACGGCCACCUCCAACCUCUGCUCCCAUCUCCCUCUGCAUUGGUGCUUAUUUCUGGUCUCCCCACUUAGGGCCUUCCCAGUAGGAACCCAGAUAUUUAUAUUUGCUGAAGUUUUAUAAUAAAUUUUAUAUUGUAUGGUGUGCUUUGGAA